Messenger RNA from Varroa destructor (honeybee mite), 862 nucleotides. RefSeq names its product ribosomal protein S30 (gene RpS30). Lineage: Eukaryota; Metazoa; Arthropoda; Arachnida; Mesostigmata; Varroidae. Gene Ontology annotation, cellular component: cytosolic small ribosomal subunit; ribosome. Gene Ontology annotation, molecular function: protein binding; structural constituent of ribosome. The record is from RefSeq and is a predicted model, not a curated record. Gene Ontology annotation, biological process: translation.
UAUGUGAAAUUUGUGCAUUUCAAUGUGUCUCUCACUGCGUAGGCACUUUUAGCAAGACGGAUAUGUUUAAUUUACUUUGGUGCCUAUAGGAAGUGCACUUUCUACACCAUGAUAAUAUCACUAAUUCGUAUGCAUGCGUUUUGUGUCUGUUUAAGUGAGCGUCCUAUGGUUGUGCAAUCACAUAAACUAGCUUAUUUUUAGCUAGCCUUACGAUUUUUUCUUUACUUCGUUCGACGAAGAGUAUUAUCAACUCGUUUAUGAACUGCGCAAAGAUGAAGAUUUUUGUCAAGUGUCAAGAAUUGCAUGCGCUUUCCGUUGAGGAUUGCGAUACUGCCGCGUCCCUAAAGUCUCAGUUGGCGGCUCGUGAAGGUAUCAAAGCCGACGAGGUCGUCCUCAUAGCUCGUUCAGGCCGUGUCCUUGAAGACUCUCAGAUUCUCAAGAACAUACUCGUAGAGGGAUCAUACGUUGAUGCCACCGUUGGACUACUCGGAGGUAAGGUGCACGGGUCAUUGGCUCGCGCUGGAAAGGUGAAAGGGCAGACCCCGAAGGUUGAGAAGCAAGAAAAAAAGAAAAAGAAAACCGGGCGCGCCAAAAGGAGAAUGCAGUACAACCGACGAUUCGUCAACGUUGUGACCACGUUCGGCAGGAGGCGUGGACCAAAUGCCAACCCUGGCGCUUCCUAAAUCGCUUGACUAAUGAUUCGCCGUGCACAUCAUUAAUGAAUAGAGGAUACGACGGAGCUCACAGCAAAUAGUAGCAACGGCAGCAGCACUUUCACCAGCGACUGCUAUGCCUGUGAUUCUGUUAUCAUGAGAGAAUAAAUCUUUUCUGGUUUCCUAACGAGGAAAGGAUUUGGUGAAAA